GAAAAUAUAUAUGUUAAUAUAUUUCUUUAGAUGAUUCGGUAAUCGAAAGCGAUUCAUGUGUGGAGAAAGGUGAACUAUUAUUAAUGGAGUCAAUGUCUUCCAUUGCAUAUGCAAAAAUGACGGAUAUUAAUGACGGUCAGCAGAUGCUUGUCUAUAUGUGAUAGUUUAGAUCAAUUUAUUACGUUGUUUAGAUAAUGCAGCUGCUGCCACGGAUAAUAAUGGUGAUUCAAAAGUUGGACAUAAAGCUGCGUGUAUAACCAUAAGCACAAACGAUGAGGGCUCGAUUAACAUGAGUACAGAAGCUGAUACGCUUGUACACUCGACUGCUGAUGUUUGGCCGCACAUUGAAGAGUUAAUUGUACCCGAACAAAAUGGUUUGUCAUUAUUAGUAACAACCAGUGCCGUAACUAGUUACACUACAGCGAAUCAUGAAUAUCCAAUGCUAAAGAACACUGUAACUGAAACGACUGAUAUUGUUGGUGCUACUGUAUCAAAACAAAGUGAUUUGCCGAUCAGAACAAUCACUAAAAGAAAUUUAGAUAUGAAAGUUAACAGCUUCAUAUGUGAGAAUGUAUCAUCAAUGUUACAAUUUCCAUCUAUAGUUAUGACCAUCACUGAUUUGGCACGUAGUUCUAGUCACAUGUUGAAAACGCAGCGUGAUCCAAUAAUUCGUGAUUUAGUUAUUGGUGGUGUUUUGAAAAAGGACAACUUUUUUGCAUCAAUGAAUAAUUCCAAAAAAAUACGAUUGUGGCCCGGAUACGCCAAAUUACUUCCAGAGAAGGAUGAUGAGGAAUCACGAUUAAAAUUUCGUGAAAUAUUGGGCAAAUAUGGUUUGGAUUUGAGCUCAUACGAAUCCUUUUUUUCUAGUAUUGGAUCAUGCUUGUCAACAAGUACGAGGUUCAUGUUUAGUGAGUCAACUGCUGAAUUAAUGAAAAUGGAUUGUUACAGACAUUUGAAAUAUGAUGAUACCCAAAUUUUGUAUCCCUAUGAUGUUACGGCUAUAGAACAUGCUGCUGAGCUACAAGCCGGAGUAAAUGUGACAGGUGCUAGACAAACCACCGAGUUGCGAUAUGUUAUUCUCCA
Molecule: messenger RNA, 1083 nt
Organism: Didymodactylos carnosus
Lineage: Eukaryota; Metazoa; Rotifera; Eurotatoria; Philodinida; Philodinidae
Source: the annotation of a GenBank genome assembly